Rhopilema esculentum is the source of this 1584-nucleotide messenger RNA. Its product is annotated as calcium and integrin-binding family member 2. Lineage: Eukaryota; Metazoa; Cnidaria; Scyphozoa; Rhizostomeae; Rhizostomatidae. Gene Ontology annotation, molecular function: magnesium ion binding; calcium ion binding. The record is from RefSeq and is a predicted model, not a curated record.
GUGAUGCUUUAAAAUUCACUAUAUUUGAACAUUUUUUUGCUAAAGACCUCCCUCUAUAACGUUCUGACAACACCCGCCUUUCUCGCUACCAAAAAUGUUUCUACCUACGGCCUCGGGAACAGGGAAUUGAGGGUUUUGCAAUUGAAAGAGUGCUUGGAAGGAGGAUGUUUCUAUAAAUACAAUUGAUUUACUGCCAUUAAACAUAAAAUUGUCAAUAUUUAAUGAGACAAGAUGGUGGAAAGAGAAUGCAAGACGUGAAGUGAUUUGAUAAUGGGGAAUUCUCAGACGCAUUUCUCAGACGAAAAGCUUGAAUACUACCAUAAGGAAUGUACAUUUUUCUCAAAAAAUGACAUCUUGAGAAUAUAUAGAAAAUUCAAGAGCUUGGAUGACUCAGUUCCAGACAAGUACAGCAAGGCUUAUCGAAUACCAAAGGAGAAACUGUGGAAAAUGAAGGAGCUGGAGGAAAACCCCUUCAGAGACAGAAUCUACCAUGUUUUCUCUACAGAUCAAGUUGACAGCUUAAACUUUGACGAAUUUCUGGAUAUGCAUUCUGUCUUCAAUAGUCAGGCGCCGUCUGGCAUCAAGAUCGCUUAUUUAUUCAAAAUUUAUGAUAUGGACAAUGAUUCCAAGUUGGGAAGAAAUGAUCUCCUAGCAGUUCUUGACAGAAUUACAGACAGCAGCUUAGAAACUUCAGAGAGGAACGAAAUUAUUGACAAGAUAUUUGAAGAAUCAAACUGGAAUGGUGAUGAUGUUUUGGACUUCUACGAAUUCGAGCAAGUACUUGCAAAAGCACCUUACUUUCUCAGCACCUUGAACUUACGGUUCUAGAACAAGAUUGGCAAAACACACAGGUUACAAAAUAAAGCGAGCAAGCCAUGUGCAGAAUGAAGAGGUAGUGAUUCAAUAGUAGAUGUAGUGAAGCAGAGCUCGAAUCAAAGUGACAAAGAGAGACACUCCUCUCCGAUAAUGGUAUUUGGUAACACUCUCAUGAUCAGGAUUGUUCCUAUCCUCCGUGUAAAUAUCUUCACCUGCUGCUUUAAGAGAAGUGACAUGAAUUCAGGCAAAAGAUACGAAUGAUUGUCGAAGCAUUUGAUUCCUGUUGUAGUUUGAAUAGAUGUCUUUGGUGCAUCGCACAUUGUUUACCUGCAAUACAAGGAGCAGGCCAUGGCUUGGGCUGCCAUCCUUGUAAUUUGCAGUAGUACCCACGUAGAAUGAAUUAAACUUAGGAAGACGUCACUGUAAACUGACCACAUAGUCACUAAACCAGUCAAUCACCAAAUUAUAUCACGAUGCUAGAAAUAAUCAUGAUAUGUAAACAAACUUUAAUUGUGGGAUGCACUAAGAUUACCUCUUAGUGUAAAGUAAAGAUUACCGCGUUUUUUUACACUACGCAAGCUCUAAAUUUGGUUUCUGAUUGCGACUUGCGGUUCUACGAUUUGCGUAUGAAAAGUGUUUGAUUGUAAACAUUAUUAUCAAGUUAUAUUUUACUUGUUUAAAAGAGGAGACGAUUGCAUGCAUGUUUCCUUUCGACACACUGUAUGUAAUGAUUGCAUAAAAUAUGAAUAAAGGCAAUAUAUGUUAAUC